Messenger RNA from Rhizophagus irregularis DAOM 181602=DAOM 197198, 855 nucleotides. RefSeq lists its product as uncharacterized. Gene Ontology annotation, biological process: regulation of DNA-templated transcription. The record is from RefSeq and is a predicted model, not a curated record. NCBI's taxonomy places the organism in Eukaryota, Fungi, Glomeromycota, Glomeromycetes, Glomerales, Glomeraceae. Gene Ontology annotation, molecular function: DNA-binding transcription factor activity.
AUGUUCGAUGUGCCUUCGUAUCAAAAUGAUGAUAUUUCAAUUUCUCCGAUUGCGCCUGAAAUUGAGCAUUAUCAAAUUGCUUCACAAUCAAAGUCAUCAGAACCUAAUCAAUUAUUCGGUGACAUUGAACGAGCAAUUCUUAAAGUAACGACACUGAAUAUUGCUGAAAAUGUUGAAAAUGAUCAAAUUUCUACUAAACCACAACAAUCACUUCCAUUAUUUUCUCCCACCUAUACCUUAAAUGUUACUUCUAAUAAACCUAAAAAGAUCAUAUCAAACAUUGUUUAUAAAAAUGUUAAUAAUAAUCGUGAACUCAAUGAUGUUAAUCCUAAACAACGCUAUAGAAUUCUCAAACGUAGAAGCGAUCGUAACAAAUCUAAUCUCUCUAAAAAACUAAAGCACAUCAUUAACCCAGCUCGCCGUAAUCAUGCUAGGCGCAGACCACGAGGAUCUGAUGGUAGAUUUUUGAAAAGACGGAGUUCUAAUUCAACUUUAUCAUCUUGCAUACCUUCAAUUGGAAAUAAUGAUUCAUCGAAAUUAACACCUGGUUUGUGUAUAAAGACAGAACCUUCUUCUUAUACUUCAAAUGCAUCAAAUAUGAAUGAAAAUUUCUUGCAAUCACAAUCAAACGCCAUUGAACUUCCUCAAAUUUCAAAUGAAUCAAAUAUAAUUCAACUUUCGAUACCAGUCAUUCUUUAUCCAGCAUUAUUGGAUGCUUUAUCAUUAUUGGAUACUUUAUCGUUAUUGAAUCUUUCCCAAUCACAAAUAGAAUCAGAUAUGAUUCAACUUUCGAUACCAUUCAUUCUUUAUUCGGCAUUAUUGAAUGCUUUAUUGACAUUAUCGUUAUCGCAUUAA